Adineta ricciae is the source of this 756-nucleotide messenger RNA. NCBI's taxonomy places the organism in Eukaryota, Metazoa, Rotifera, Eurotatoria, Adinetida, Adinetidae. The record is from the annotation of a GenBank genome assembly.
AUGUUGAAACGCCUUCAUGAAGACGAAGAUGAUGAAGAUGACUACAUGUCUGACAAAAUCUUAACAGCUGCUGCUCAAGCAUCAGCUCCACAGUUACUGAAUCCUCGUCGGCGUGUUCCACCACCAACCUCUGCACCUCUUCCAAAGGAAAAAUCUCGUAAAUUAAUUGAAACUGAACAACGCGAACAAGGUUUAUCUACUGCAAUAGCAAGUGAUAAUAAAGGUUUUCAACUGUUAAAGAAGAUGGGCUAUAAAGAAGGGACAAAACUGGGUAUGAAUCAAUCGAAUGGUCUAGCCGAGCCAAUUCCAAUAAAAAUUCUUCCGUCACGUACUGGUCUUGGUGAACAAAAUGAAAAAGAAGAGCAACUUCGUAUCAAAGCAGAAAUUAGAACAAAAUUUCAUCAACAAGCUCAGUCAACUUAUCAAGAUCAUUUAAAACAAAAAUAUCAUUUCAAACGUCUACGAAAAGAUAUUGGUAAAUGUCAAUCCAUAUGUGAGAAACUCGACCGAGAAAAAUUCAAUCUUGAAGAGAACAUUCUCUGGAGAAAUAGCAACAUACAACAAGAUGAAAAAGGUGAAGAAGAUGAAGAUUUCGACGAUGGUAACAAUCAACAAGUAGUCAUGGAAUUACAAUUGAAAACAUUGACAGAAUAUUUACGAGAUAAACAUUUGUACUGUAUUUGGUGUGGACAAACAUUUGAAACAUCAGAAGAACUAGACGAUACUUGUCCUGGAAACGAAAGAGACUUACAUUGA